This is a messenger RNA of Callorhinus ursinus (northern fur seal), 1064 nucleotides long. RefSeq names its product transmembrane protein 270 (gene TMEM270). Lineage: Eukaryota; Metazoa; Chordata; Mammalia; Carnivora; Otariidae. The record is from RefSeq and is a predicted model, not a curated record.
GCCAGACAUGGAGGCCGUCCCUCUGGUCAGAUCCAGCCUCUUGGGGAUUCUGCUGCUGGUGGUGAAGCUCUCAGUGCUGCUGGUCCAGAACCGGGUCCACCUCUACAAUCUCCUGCUCCUCAAGAUUCUCCUCUUCAACCACUGGCUGUCGGGGCUGGGUCAUGAGGCUUGGGGGUCCCGCGGCCGCCAGGCCCAUCCAGCCCCCGGGGUUGCCGCCUGCCCCCUGGGCCGGGCCCUGCAGGCGGGGUGGGGACUGCUAGGCGUCCCCAUGUGGCUGGGGCUGCGGGCGCCCCGGCUGGUGUGGGCGGGCGUGCAGCGCUGGGCCCGGGCCUUGGGCCUGUCUGCGGCCACCGGCACGGAGCUGCUUCUGUCCUGCCUGCACAGCCUGAUGCUGGCGGGCUUGCUGCUGUUGCUGCUGACCUGGAGGCUAUGCCGGAGGGCCCGUCGCUGCAUCCUGGCCGGGCUGCUCAGCAAGGCGCUGCUGGACAACCGAGUGGUGCCGGAGCUCCGAGCCCUGCUGAGGCGUCUGUACUGGUGGGUGGAGACCCCAACAGCGCUCACCUGGCACCUGGCCUAUCUCAUCACCUGGACCACUUGCCUUGCCUCCCACCUGCUGCAAGCUGCCUUUGAGCACACAGCCCAGCUGGCCCAGGCCCAGGAAGCUGAGCCCCCGCAGGGCUCAGGACCCUCGUCCACGUCCCCCCUCCCCGAGCCCCUGGGCCCCAAGGCUGGGCCAGCUCUGCCGGAGCAUGGGACCCCUGCAGAAUAAGUGUGUCCCCAUUUGCCUUUCUGGACCUGGUGUAGCCUGGGGUCUCGCUCUGUGUCCCUCUUCCCUACUGGUGUGCGUGUGCAUGUGCGUGUGCGUGUGUGUGUGUGUUCAUGUGUGCCCUAGGGCUGCCUCUGGGAAGGAAAUCAUAUUUCGUGGGCCCUGGAUCUGUGCCAGGUAACCCUCUCAGACACUUUACGUACGUAACUUUGUUUAAAUCUCAUAGCAUUACAGGUUGCGGGUUUGAUUAGCUCCAUUUUCCAGAUGAGAAAAUUGAGCCUCAGAAGGUUGAACAUUC